Molecule: messenger RNA, 492 nt
Organism: Rotaria socialis
Lineage: Eukaryota; Metazoa; Rotifera; Eurotatoria; Philodinida; Philodinidae
Source: the annotation of a GenBank genome assembly
AUGGAUGAGGAACGUCGCACUACAGUUAAUCGUAGUGUAUGUAUUCGAGAGUCAAAAGAUCGACUUGUAUUUAUAGAUACAGGAUUUCUUGAUCGAACUGGUGAUGAAAUGCAUACAUCAAUGGAAGCAGGUUCUUUAAUGCAAAAAACUCAAAUGAAAGACACAAAAUGGUUUAUGGCUUACGAAAGAAAUAAUGUAGAAAAAGGAUUGAAAUGGGGUCUAUCAGGAACAGCACAAAUUGGGAAAGGAAUGUGGGCUCUGCCAGAUAUGAUGGCAGCAAUGAUUGAACAGAAAAUUUCUCAUCUCAAAGCUGGAGCAACUUGUGCAUGGGUACCAUCAUCAACAGCAGCUACACUUCACGCUUUACAUUAUCAUCAAGUUGAUGUUUUUGCUCGUCAAAUUGAAUUAAUAGCGUCAUGUUCAUUGUCAAACAAUUAUUUAGAUGAUCUAUUAACAAUACCAAUUCUUAGAACAACUUUAACAUCUGAAUAA